Messenger RNA from Racocetra persica, 196 nucleotides. NCBI's taxonomy places the organism in Eukaryota, Fungi, Glomeromycota, Glomeromycetes, Diversisporales, Gigasporaceae. The record is from the annotation of a GenBank genome assembly.
UUUUCAUUAAGUAAUGUAGUUACUAAUCUUUAUCAGAUUAUUAAUUCAGUAAUUGGUGCAUUAUUAGAAGACUUACAAAAAGGUCAAAAAACUGCUCAAUGGCUUUAUGAAUUUUUUCAAGCAGAUUAUGUUUUAGUUUCAGAGAUUACUAUGCAAGUAUAUGCAAUUAUUGAAUUUAUUACAACUGAUUUUAUUG